Molecule: messenger RNA, 9464 nt
Organism: Solenopsis invicta (red fire ant)
Lineage: Eukaryota; Metazoa; Arthropoda; Insecta; Hymenoptera; Formicidae
Gene: rols
Product: protein TANC2
Exons: 16
Coding region: 766-5475 (1569 amino acids)
Molecular function (GO): protein binding
Source: RefSeq, a predicted model, not a curated record
AACGAACGAGCGAGAGAGAGCAAGAGAGAGAAGGAGAGAGAAAGAAAGAUGGAGAUAAAAAAGCGCUCGUUGUGAAAGAACUACCGUGAGGCUUGGCAAAGUUGUCAGAACAGUCACCAGCCGACCAGCGACUAACGGCGGCCGAUCACGGCCGACCAAGCCGGUCCACCAGUCGGUCCACUUACUACGGCUGUCGCGACUGCCGGCCAAUCAGCCAACUCGACUAUCACGCCGCAUUCAUCCGCACUCAGCCGCAUUGCGCUGCGCUUCGUUGAAUCGCGCUGCGCUCGGCCGAGGAGUUCAGGUUCUGAGCAGUCUAACAAUCAGUGCAGUUAGUGCGUCACGAACCUUCGUCGCGUGUUCCCACGUUCAUGCGUUUAACGAUUCUAGUGUUUUAAGAAACGAAUAGAAAAAUGGAAGGAAGAGAGAUAAAAAAAAUGAUGAUCACAACGCAAGAUGCAUUAAAAAUUGUGUCGAAAUUGUGUAAAUCUCAUACUCAUCAUCGCGUACGUGCUCCAUAAUAGCCGUGAAUCAGAGACGGUUGUCAGGUAGGUGUUCCAAUUCUUCGUGUCUCCCUCAACCAUAUAUUACAAGUUGCUCUAAUUUGUGGAUAUGUGUGAUGUGACUUAAAUGUAUUACAUCGUAAGAUUUACGAGUCUCCGAAUGUGAAAAGGAAUAGAAAAGAAUAAAAAAGAGAUACGGUGAAGAAGAGGGUGAUAAGGAGAAAAAGAAAUUAAGUGAAAAAGAAAAGGAAAAAGGAACGACAUGGCGCCCCCCGACAGAUCGCCUCGCCCUACCUCCGGUCUCAGUCUCUCCGUGCUAGACUUGGCGCAGAUACGAGCGUUGGUCGAAUCAACGGGGAUGUUGGAUGGAUCUACAUGCCCAUCUUGCGAAAUGCCAUUUGACAAAGGAAAAAAACGUCGCCUAAUUGAUUCCUGUGGUCACGAGCGCUGCUAUUCCUGUUUAUUUCGCAAUGAGAUCUGUCCACUCUGCCUGCGUGAUUACGAUUUCAACGACAAUGAUGACAGGUUGGAAGAGCAAUCUCUCGGGAACGUUUGCUCGGCUCCAAUGUCCACCUAUGCGUCUACGGAUAGUUGGCUUGAUGAGCCGUCGACAAUGAAUUCUCUCAAUAACAGCCCUAGACUACGUACCAAUAUCACUACGAGGGAUAAUCUACCGUUGCGAAUUAUACACCAGCGAGGCGCGACAGAGAAUCUCUCGUUGACUACAAUAGCUAAGGAUCUAAAAAGUAUGGCUUCGGUAGACCCUUCUGUCUCUCAAGAUCGGCAAAAACUCAAAAUGAUACAAAGUUGUCCCACACCAUCGAAUCAACGAAGAAGAUUUUUCCUCAGCCCAAAAAUGCUCAGAAACUCCUUUGCCGUCCAGAGAUCUUCGAGACACGCAGCAUCUUUGUCCGACCCGGUCGCAAAUGACAAUCCUUCUACAUUGUCAGUUUGGAUGACAUCGUCCUUGGAAGGAAAAGCGAGAUGGCCUGGCGUUGUUUUGGGAAAAAUCAAGUCUCUAUGGAGUAGUAGUCAAGGCACAGCUAACGAUGGGCUAAAUCAGCUUAUCGGCUCGUCGAAUAAAGUUGCAGAUGAUGAAGGUGGUUGCGUAAAACCACUGUCUUCAAAAAUUAGGAAAUCGUCACAGUCGGACCUGUACAUGAGACUGGGUCUGCUAUUGGGGUCUAAUCGAGCAAACGCGAGUGUAGAAUCAAGCGCAUAUUCAAGAGCUUCAAUACAAGGGCAUGAUAGUUCCGUGGCAUCUUUCAGCAGCUUAACCAACUUUGACACGCAAACACUUGCAUCAACAAAUACAAGCCCAGUGUCGACAUUAACAGGCACAUCGAGUGAAGCGGAAGCCGCGGCGGCACUACGAUGUCCCGUUAAGCCGAAGAUCAAAGCCAAGGAAAAGACUAAAUUUAGAGACUGCAACAGUGUUGGCAGCUUGGCAUCCAUCUCUACAUCGUUAUCCGCAUCCACAUCUACCUCCAUGUCUAUGUCCAUAUCAGUAUCAGGCCUCUCAAACAGUAGCUCCAGUCCGUUUGUAUCCAGAAAACAUUCCGUCAAUGCCACACAAGUAAGUCAAACUGACGAGCUUGGUCAGCUGAAGAACAAACGAUCCUUCACUCGGAGAUCAGCAAAAGCUGGCAACGUUAAAGGUCCAGUAGAUACAAAACUUCGUUUUAUUCAGCGUCAUAUGACACAAUUAAACCUGAAGCCAUUAUUUUUCGAAGUGCCGUUACUAGAAGAAGACCCACUUUUCGCAGGACGACAGUGGUUAUUACAUGAAUUAGAAUGUGUGAUCAAUAGCUCCAGUCCUGGUAUUUUAAUUUCCGGAUCACCAGGCACGGGAAAAACUGCACUUGUUUUGCAAUUGGUCGAACACAGUUGUUUCGGAAGAAGAAGAAAGCACUCAACUGCUGCGGAAAUGAGCGAAGAAUGCAAUGAGAGAGAAAAACAAAAUACUAACGUGAUUCUGCAAACCAACAUUAGACAUACUAACGAAAAGGUUCGCGAAUUAGCAUCACACGUUGUUGCGUAUCAUUUUUGUCAAGCUGACAAUAACAGUACCUGCUUAGUCCCAGACUUAAUUCACUCGUUAGCAGCACAACUCUGCCAAGCUCCUCAAUUGAUCUCAUAUAGGGAAUACCUCUUGUCCGAGCUUCAUCUUCAAGGCUCACUGUCGCAAAGGGAAUGUACUGUUGAUCCAGAUCUUGCGCUCUUGAGAGGUAUUAUCGAACCGCUUUUGACUUUGAAGAAAGCUAAUAAACUGCCAGCUUCAAAUAUGGUAAUAUUGAUCGACGCCAUUUGCGAGGCAGAGUAUCACAGACCGGACAGAGGAGAUACUAUAGCUUCUUUUCUAACGAGGCAUGCAUCUAACAUUCCUAGUUGGUUAAAAAUCAUUUGCACCGUUAGAACGCAGUUGCUGGAUUGCGCGAAACAACUACCAUACAUAAGGAUCUCAUUAGACAAAACCACAAAUGAUGUAAUCGGUAACAGCAUCGCCAAAGAUUUAUCUGAUUACAUCGGUUAUAGAUUAGCGCAAAGUUCUUCCAUCCAAUCAAAUGUGACUGCAUCGGUAAAUGGUAAAGCAGAAUCAUCGUGCAACGCGAAUCAGACUAAAUUCUCUUCCCAUUUGCUCGCACUAGCAAGAGGUAGUUUCCUCUUCGCUAAGUUGACACUUGAUCUUAUUGAAAGUGGACAUUUAGUUGCUAAAUCUGCGAGUUACAAGGUAUUACCGGUUUCUCUUGCACAGAUAUUUCAGUUACAUUUUAACUUGAGAUUUCCUACGAUGGCAUCGUUCGACAAAGUACAACCUCUUUUGGCUGUUUGUCUAGCAGCUUUAUAUCCAUUGACAUUACCUGAAAUUUUCUAUUCCAUCAAUUCUUUAAAUAUAGAUCAUUUUAUUUCAUGGGAUGACUUUUUACAGAGAUUUAAGAUGCUCUCUGGCUUUCUUGUGAAACGCUUGGACAAUACAUACAUGUUCUUCCAUCCAUCAUUCAGAGAAUGGUUGAUGAGAAGAGAUGAAGGAGAAUCGACCAAGUUCCUGUGUGACUACAGACUCGGCCAUGCGGCAAUAGCAUUCAGACUGUCUCGCCUUCAAACACCGUUGGAUGGUGACAAAGCUUUAGAAUUAGGUCAUCAUGUGUUAAAAGCACACGUUUACAGAGGUGUAGCACCAUGCUGGCCUUCGCGCGAUUUACAAGCAAUUUGGAUGACUUUAUCAACUGAUUGCAUCUCAUCAGCAUUGUGUACGCUUCGAAACAUUUACAGUCCAAAUGUAAAAGUAUCACGAUUGCUCCUGUUGGCUGGUGCAUCACCGAAUCACAUUACAGAGUAUUUGGGUAACGCACCAGCUCUCUGCAUGUAUGCUCACGAAGGUUCUGUCGAGAUGGUGUCUCUUCUUCUUGAAUUUGGUGCUGAUGUCGAAUUAACCAACAGUCAAGGCUGUACCGCGCUAUCACUGGCGGCCGCUCGGGGGCAUUGCGACGUUGUCAGAAGAUUGGCCGCUGCUGGAGCCUUAUUAGGACAUGUAGACAUGGCUGGCCAAUGUCCUUUAGUGCAUGCGGCAAGACACGGAAGACUAUCCGUGGUUGGAUAUCUUCUUGCUUGCGACUGGGUUGUCCCAUCCAGUGAAAACAAAUCGGAAAGUAGUGCUUUGGAAAUAAGCAGAGAAGAAGCCGCCCAACAAGCUGUUGUCGCGGCAGCAUCACAGGACCACGAAGAGGUUGUAGAGUAUCUUUUGGACAUGGCAGAGGUGAUCGUAGAUCGUUCCGAUACAUUGAUGGGCGAGACCGCUCUAACGAUCUCAGCUGCAAACGGUUCCACUGCGACGGUUUCUGCGCUUUUAGCUCGCGGUGCUAACCCUGCAGUUGUGAACACGAAAGGCUUUUCUCCUCUCAUGCUCGCCGCCAGGGAAGGACAUUGGGAUACUGCUGAACGACUUUUGCAAGGAAAUUUAUCCAUCAGUACGGCUACAAUAUCAGACGAAAUUAUGUCGCUUCUAGAACAAUAUGAUUUUGCUGGGCGUACUGCUUUAAUGUUGGCCGCAUCUGAAGGUCAUACUAAUUUACUUGAGUUGUUUCUCGAUAAAGGAUCGAAUCUAGAAAUAAAGGACAAGGAGGGACUUACUGCUCUCGGUUGGGCUUGUGUCAGAGGACGCGUAACCGCCGUUCAAAUGUUGCUCGAUCGCGGCUCUGAUGUUAAUACGAAUGACAAUUCUGGUAGAACUCCUUUGGAUUUGGCUGCAUUCCAGGGUAAUCCAAAGUUAGUACAACUGUUACUCGAGAAAGGAGCCGCGGUGGAACAUGUUGAUCUUCAUGGUAUGCGACCUUUGGACCGAGCUAUUGGUUGUCGCAAUAUACCAGUGGUUCAGUGCUUUUUGCGUCGUGGUGCAAAACUAGGUCCCGCUACGUGGGCUAUGGCAGCAGGAAAACCAGAUAUUUUAAUAAUUCUAUUAAAUAAACUUUUAGAAGAUGGUAAUGUUUUAUAUCGAAAAAACAGAUUGAAAGAAGCGUCACAUCGAUAUGCAUAUGCUCUUAGAAAAUUCCCAACUUCACCAGAAGAAGAUUGCCAAGGACAGGAACAAAGUCAUAUAAUGUCGCAGCUUCAAACUUUUACACAACUUCAUUUGAACUUUCUCUUAAAUUUGAGUCGAUGCAAGCGCAAAAUGAAUGAAUGCACUGAAGCUAUUGAACUUGCUGACGAAGCUCUCAACAUUCGGCCUGUUUCUUAUGAAGCAUUCUACGCUAGAGCUAAAGCGCGCAUAGACUUAGGCAUGUUGAAAGACGCUUUAUUGGACGUUCAAGGAGCUCUUCAAAACGCACCAGCUCAUAACAGACAAGAUCGUAGAGUGCUCACAACUUUAAAAGAUGAGAUUAUCUGUCGGAUUAAUGGGACCAAUAAAGAACACGAUAGUUACAUCGCUAGAUCUUGCCUUCGAGCAUCAGUAGAUACUCUUACUGAACUAUAAUGUAUAAUUAAAACACUUCAAUAAGUUAAAAUCAUACAACUGGAAUUUAAAUGUAACAAUAAAAAUGAUGCAAUAAUAACACUGGCCGACGUGGUAUUUGUUGUUUAAAUAAAAGUUAUCAUUUUUUUAUAUUUUUGCGCGUUAAACGCAAAUCCGACAAGUAAAUUGUUUUAUCAGGCACUUAAAAAAAAAAUUAGGUUAAAAGUGUCAAAAAUGACAUUUUUUUACAUAUUGGUGAUUUUUUUUAUUAGCAAAAUAAUUUUUUUCUAUUUCCGUUUACAUCGUCUUAAAAUGCCAACUUUUACCUUUAAAAUAGAUUUUUUUGAGGCUUUCUUUUCAUACAUUUUUAUUGAGUUAAUCUCUCAGUAGUCACGCAAGAAUAUUUUGUGCCAAAAAGACAAAAAUGGUUUUUAAGAAAAAAUUUUAUGAACUGUGACGAUUUUAAUACUAAGGUUUUUGAGGUCACUGAAUUCGAAUUUAAAGUUAGAUUUUCAAAAUUUAAUAUGGCGGAUUCAAUAUAGUGAACCAAAAAUUUGUCAUCGACAAACAAAGAUUAACUUGAAAAAAACAUAUGGCAUUAAAAAUCUAUUUAAAAGUAAAAAUUAAUCCUUUAAGAUAACAUAAACGGAAAUAGAAAAAAAUUUAUUUUGUAAGCACAAAAGUCGCAAAACAUUAAUGUCUUUUUUGACACUUUCAACCUCAUCUUUUUCAAAAAUGUGAUAGCAAUGUACCUGCCGGAUUCGUGUUCAAAAUGCAAAAUACAAAGAAAAUGGUAACUUUUAUUCAAACAACAAAAAAGUAUUAAAGUAUCGGUCUAUGUAAAUUACAAUUAUAUUGGGUACAAAAGUUUGUGCCCGAUUUUAAUAGAUGCCGUUCAGAGUUAUAUGAUAACGUUAAUGAUUAAUUAUGUGUAAAUUUUACACAUUUAUGAAAAAAAUGACAUAUUCAAUAAUUAUUUGAGACAAAAAGUUGUGUAUUUUGAUUCAUUUUACAUUAUAAAAUAAAAUUUUUUAAGUGAGCAAAGAAAAGUUGCAUUUACACCAUGAUAUGCUUUAUGAAUUUCGGAAAAAUACAACAGUUGCUGUAAAAAACAUUCAAAAUGUCUAUCAGAAUUAUGCACUAGCUAUUGUUGAGAAAUGGUGUGCGAAAUUUAGAUGUGGUAAUUUCCAACUUGACGACUAUGUUUUAACAAAAAAAAAAACUGUUAAAGGUCUUGAGUAAUUGCCGCGGCCAUAUUGAAAUCGUGAUAAAUGAGAAAUUACACAUAAAGGUUUCUUACAUGCCAUUGGUAAAUAAAAAGAAAUUUGGAUAAAACAAAGUAAUAAGAUUGCUUUAAAAUAUUUAUAACAAUAGGCCUCAACUAUUCUUUUCUCCUUUAACAGUCAGUAAAUUGUCGUAAAAAGCACGUGAAGUGAAGCUUGUUCAAACAGGCAAACACACGGACAGCUGUUAAAAAGAGUGAAAAAUAUGUUUUUAUGUAUAAAAUUCAAAAAUAACUUGUAGUCUAUUUUUAUAAAUUUAGUAAAUACGCGACAAGUCACAUUUUUAUGAAACACAUAAUAACGAAAUGACAAGGCAAAAUUCCAUCGUCAACAUGUCAUUUUUCACUAUUAGUUUUAAUUUUUUCACGUUGCUUUCGUCAACACGGAGUUGUCGGUCAACUACUUAGGAACCUUAAAGAACUUUCUGUAGUAUAGUGGCGUAGAUAAUGGCAUUGUAUGUAAUUUAAUAAAAUAAUUCACGAAUUUCAACAGAAGAGAUUGCUGAGAAACUCUAUUGAGAAAUCGAGCAUAUUUCCACAUUUAAAAGAGAUGGUACACUUUGAAGCUUGAUAUGUAAGUGCUUCAUUUACUAACUAAAGUGAACAAAUUAGCUGACUCAAAUAAAAAACAGAUUUAACGUAAACGCAAAGAAGCGUAUAAAAUCUAUGACAAAAACUAAUUUGUAUCUUGAGAAAGUAAGGCUUUUUGGUAGGAUUAGAAAAGAAUAAUUUAUUUUGAGCUAUUUUCCAUUGGUUAAACAAUUAAUUCUGACAAGUACUAGCCACAAUUAAGCAAUUUAAAGAUAGCAAUUCAGAAGAAAAGUUCAAUUCUGGCCAAUCAAAAAAAAAGUCGUUUUUCACGACAAUGUGAAAUCAUACAUUGCAAAACAGACCUUGCGCAAGCUAAAGGAACUGAAAUGAGAUAUCAUAUCACACCCACUGUUCUCUGAUUGCACCAUUGAAUUAUCACUUGUUUCAGUCUUUACAAAACGAUUUAAAUACGAACAAAUUUGCAUCUUUGAAAGCUUUCGAAAACCAUAUUUUUUCCUUCUUUAAAGUCAAGGUUGUUUUGUAAUUGAAGUAUCCACAUGUUAUAUAAAUAUCCAUAUGUUACCAGAAAAGAUUAUUAAGAAAAAAUUAUAAAAGGCGACGGCGAUUACAUUAUUCAUCAAUAAAAAAUGUUUACAUCAUUAAAUUAAAUUAAAUUUUAAUUAAAUUAUUGUUUGAGUUUUAAUAAUCGGGCAAACUUUUGCACCAUCCAAUAUUAUUAUGAAAUCAUGACUUGAUUCAAAACCAGAUUUUUAAAAAUAACUAUAUUUUAUUUAAGUUUGAAUCUUCCUUAAGACUUAACCAGUGAUUUUGCAAUAUAUUUAUGCUAAUGAUAUAAAGUCUAUCAACAAAACUACAUGGAAAAUUCACGAUCAUAUAUAAUAGAAGAAAAAUAAGAAAUUCAGUGAAUUUGUUAAAUAAUUGAUGAAUCUAUUAACAAAUAUUUAUAGCAUGAAUCUAUUAAUAAAUAUUUAUAGCUUGCAUUUUAAUUAUUGAUAUUUUGCAAUACUUUAACGUAUACGCACGCGCGUAUAUUUGUAACAAUUUUUUAUACAUUUUAUAUAUUUCAUGUAUGUAUAUAUGUAUGUGUACAUAUACGUACAUAUGUACACGUGAUAGUUUAUUAUUCCAACAUAGAAAUUGGUAUUAUAUUAUUUUAAUUUAAAAAAACUAUUUAAUUUUCCAAUAAUAAGCUAUGGACUGACAAAAUUAAAUAAAAGAUUAGCAGGCCUAUGUCAGUCACAACGAUGCUGAAUAAUAAUUUAAUUGUGUUUUUAUCAGUAUUUUAUAUUAUUAUAAAUGUAAUUGUAGGGCAAUAUUCAUGAACUUAUAUAACAUGUAAUAUAACAAUACAUAUCACAACAAUAUUACAAUGAGGUAGAGCAUGAAUAUUGCCAGAAUAUUGUGCAAAUAUUAAAAUAAUCGCCAAAAUAAAUUAUAAUGAUAUAAUGAUGACAAAUCACAGUCGUAUUACUGUAAUAUUUAAUAUUGCGAGGAAUUAAAUCAUUUUAAUAUUUUUAUAAUACAAAUAUAUCAUGUUAUUCGCGUGUAUCUGUUGGUGAUAUUACGUACUGCUCUGCUAUAUUGUAAUAUUUAUAUGAUAUACUAUGUUGUAAUAUUUAUUGCGAUAAUAUUUCAAAAUCACAUCUUAUAUUACAAUAUAAUACAAAUAUUACAGAAGUAUUGUGAUAUAUUGCGUUGUGUCUCAGUAAUACAACUACAAUAUUACGUUAUAAUAAAUCUCAAUACAUUUCUGUAAUAUUUCAUUGUAAUUUGGCUAUAGUUAUGUAAGAAACAUUCAAUCUACAUAAAAUUCCUUUCGAGAAAAAAACUUUUAAUUUUGGAUUUAAAAAUGUAGAUAUACCUACAUUCUUAAAAAUUAUUUUGUAUUAAUUUUAGGCAUUCUGUAUUAAUAUAAAGCUUGGAUCUUUUUUGUUUGAUAUAGAAAUAUGUACUGACUACUCUUACUGAUUACAAUAAUUCUAAAAUUACAAUUUUGUGGACAUUUCUUUUAUAACUAUAACCAUUUGUAAUAUUGCAAUAUUACUGAUAUAUUAUAUACUAAGAAUUAAACGCUUAAUUAUUAAUCAAAUAUGUUAAAUAUUUUUUAGUUAUAUGUAGAAUUACAGAAAUCUUUAACUCGAAUAAAGAAUAUAAAGUUCGUCACUGAUGAGAAAUA